AUGGCACACCAAGCACAUUCCUACCACAUAGUCGAUCCCAGCCCAUGACCCAUCCUAGGAGCAGCUGCCGCUCUCCUUACCACCUCAGGACUAACAAUAUGAUUCCACUACAACUCCCCUCGACUCCUUAUUCUAGGCCUACUAUCAACCAUUCUCGUCAUAUUCCAAUGAUGACGCGACAUCGUACGAGAGAGCACAUUCCAAGGCCACCACACCCCAACCGUACAAAAAGGAUUACGAUACGGAAUAGCCCUAUUUAUCACAUCAGAAGCCUUCUUCUUCCUAGGCUUUUUCUGAGCCUUCUUCCACUCAAGCCUAGCCCCUACACCAGAAUUAGGGGGACAAUGACCGCCCGUCGGAAUUAAACCCCUCAACCCUAUAGAAGUACCACUCCUAAACACUGCCAUCCUCCUAGCCUCAGGAGUCACCGUCACAUGAGCCCAUCACAGCAUCACAGAAGCCAACCGAAAACAGGCAAUUCAAGCCCUAUCCCUAACAGUUCUCCUAGGCUUCUACUUCACCGCCCUACAAGCCAUAGAAUACUAUGAAGCCCCCUUUUCCAUCGCUGACGGAGUUUACGGCUCAACAUUCUUUGUUGCCACUGGAUUCCACGGCCUACAUGUAAUUAUCGGCUCUACAUUCCUACUAGUAUGCCUCCUACGCUUAAUCAAAUACCACUUCACAUCAAACCACCACUUCGGAUUUGAAGCAGCCGCUUGAUACUGACACUUCGUAGACGUCGUAUGAUUAUUCCUCUACAUCUCUAUCUACUGAUGAGGAUCUU
Agelaius phoeniceus (red-winged blackbird) is the source of this 784-nucleotide messenger RNA. The record is from the annotation of a RefSeq genome assembly. Lineage: Eukaryota; Metazoa; Chordata; Aves; Passeriformes; Icteridae.